This is a messenger RNA of Lagopus leucura (white-tailed ptarmigan), 2837 nucleotides long. RefSeq names its product GINS complex subunit 3 (gene GINS3). Gene Ontology annotation, cellular component: GINS complex. Lineage: Eukaryota; Metazoa; Chordata; Aves; Galliformes; Phasianidae. The transcript is spliced from 3 exons. Bases 53 to 697 code for a protein of 214 amino acids. The record is from RefSeq and is a predicted model, not a curated record. Gene Ontology annotation, biological process: mitotic DNA replication initiation.
CGCUGCCUGCUGGCGGCUGAGCGGGAGUUAUUGCGUGCCCGUCCGCCUUGGCAUGGCGGAGGCGUAUUUCCCGGUGGGCCCCGGGUUGGGCCCCGAGGAGAACUUCUUAUCGCUGGACGACAUCCUCAUGUCGCAGGAGAAGCUGCCUGGCCGCGCCGAGAGCAACCUGCCCCGCUUGGCCUUCGCGCUGGGCCAAGGGACCGGCGCCGGCUCGGGGGACUCCAUCCCUGAGGGCUCAAAGCUAGAGAUCCCGAUGUGGCUGGCCAAGGGGCUGCACGACAGCAAGAGGAGGCUGAUCUCUGUAGAGCUGCCGAAGAUCUACAAGGAGGCCUGGAGGACAGUGUUCAGAGCUGAUGCCAAUGUGGUCGAUUUGCAUAAAAUGGGGCCGUACUACUAUGGAUUUGGCUCCCAGCUCCUGAACUUCGACAACCCAGAGAACCCUGAGAUAGCUCAGACUAUCCUGCAGACGUUUAUUAGCCGUUUCCGUCGUAUCAUGGACUCCUCUCAGAAUGCCUACAAUGAGGACACCUCAAAUCUGGUGGCUCGGCUGGAUGAGUUAGAGCGAGCCUUAUUUCAAGCUGGCCAGAAGGGGCUGAACGACUUCCAGUGCUGGGAAAAGGGACAGGCUUCACAAAUCACAGUUUCCAGUCUGGUCCAGAAUUACGGGAAAAGAAAAUUUACAGAAAUGGAUGGGUAAAAGCCUGAAGAACAGGUGGUUGUAACAGGGGACACAGAUUGAUAGUCACAGAAAAGAAAGAUGAAUCAGCUUUAGGAAAGGACAGACUCCCUGUCCAUUAGUGGCAGUUCUUCUUUCUGACAUCUUCAGAUUAGCCUAGUGCAAAUUUUGAAGGCAGAUGGGAAGUAUAUUAAAAAUAGACCACAUCAUGUUGCUGGAUAGCCCUGUGGCUUACUCACACCACUCCUGAGGAUCUGUGGUUGUAGUGCUUGCUAAGUGGCUGAAAGGAUAUGAGAGGAUUUUCUAAAAGGGUAAUUGAUAUUUAUCAUUCUUUAUCCUCCAAAUUUAUAUUUGCAGUGCCUGAUCCAUUUGGAAAAGAAGUGUAAUUGUUUGUAUUCCAUCCUUCCCAUACCAGCCUCAUGGGAAUAUCUGUUUCCAGCUUCUCCGUUCUUUGGAGAGCCCCAAUUAUAUGGAGAAAGUGCCACAAACCACACUGAACUUUUCCCAUUUCUUGUACAUUUAAGUAUAACAGAUGCUGUCCAUGAGGCAGGGAUCCUUUUCCUUGCUGAUUUUUGCACACGUUAGUACCUCAGAGAAUGUUUUUCCAGCUGUGCAGGUCUGAGGAGCUGCCUGGUCUUUUCUUCCCCCUCCAACUUUGUGGGAUCAGUGCUGUGAGUGGUGGAGGAUGUUCCCAGCUGCUAUGAGUGCCUUUAGUGACAGAUGUGUUUUUGCAGCAGAUGUCGAGCUCUUCCACUCAUUUUACAGAAGCAACAGAAGUUAGUCUGGACUGAGUUAAAAGCAGGUGCUUUAAUGGAAAUCAUCCUCCAUUAUCAACCUCUGUCAUCUGUUUUCCCAUGAGAUAAUCUUCUGCAUACUACGUUCAGUUACUAAUGGAGGGACAGAGCAAACGAACCGAGUUUCCUUCCUUCUGAUCCAUCUGAUUCUAUUAAAUGUCAUCACUGCCAGUAGGAGAGAUUGAAGCUGGUACUCACUGAGCAGCCCAGUGGUUAUCAUCCUGCAUGCACGUCCUUCCUGCUCCAGGAGCCACCGGGAGACAGCAGCAGUUCUGAUGCAAGACCUUCAAGAUUUAUGCACCAAUUCUUGUAGGAGUUGUCUUUGUAUGUGUAUCUGGACACCAGAUUCUUCAGACUAAAGACCUGCAGUACAAACAGCACGUGAUCAUUCCUCUGAAGCUUUGCCCUGGAGGUUGUGAGGGGGGGCAGGGUGUUGGCCUCAGCACCUGCUGGGGAGACAAACUGGAAGUUGUGUCUCACAAAGUACCUCCAUGUGUACAGAUUCAAAUGCUGCUGUACAACAUAGCCUAGGCAUUUUCUUGUAACAUUUGUAUGUUUUCUAUUUCUGGAUUUUUAUGCUGAAUAAAUAUUUUUAAGGGGAAGUUAUUUGAUUUAAAGUGACCGUUCUUAGCUGUCCAGCAACAGAGAAAUUAGUUGUGGAUAGUGCAGAUCUCUGCAAAGUCAUGGCUGCAGAGGACAGUGCAGUCCUGGUCAUCCCAUUCCUGUUCUCUUUUAGGUGACAUGGUCAGGAACUGUUUUCCUGCAGUCAGCUGCCAACUUAUCCUAUGUGAGUAGCAGCAGUUUGCUGAAGCCAUGGCAGAAACACUUCCAACCUGAUAAAAGCUAUUGAUUUUGUAAGUCUACAUUUUCAUGGUUUGUUUUAUAGAAGGGAGGUGAUUCGAUGUUAACUUUCCAGCAGCGUGACAGCCAACAGGUGGCAGCUGGCUGUUUCUGUUCAAACCCUGCUGCCCCAAGUGCUAAAGCACAGAUUGCAAAUCAUGUCCAAAUUGCAUUUAGUGUUCCAGCUGCAAGGGAAGCAAGUUUAACCUCACCUGUGAUAAAAGCACUUCAGGUUUGGAAGGGCUGUUUUAAGGUAGUUGCUUUGAGAGCUGGUUUAUAACAAGAAGUCAUUCUCUCCUCAGUUUCUAGAUUAGAUUUGAUGACUCUCCAAACUCAUUUUCCUGUGUUUGUAAGAACAUUUCUCAUCGUUACUGCUGGGUACAAAGUCCAGACAGAUGGUGUACGCUCACCAGUGUUUUGUGCAGCCAGUUUCAGAGUAGGGAGAUUGAAGUAGUCCUUAAUGUCAGAUGUCUCUUUUAGUAACCCCGAGUGCUUUGUAAAAAAAAAAAAAAAAAAAAAAAAAAAAA